UAUAAAUAUGUCCAACAGCUGCUUUUAUUAGCACUUUAAGACGUUGGAAGUCGUUCAGAUAGACCUUCACAGAGCCAGAACUAGGAGGUUUAUCAACUCUACCGAAGUGCCAUCGAACAAGAAGCUAGCAUAGAACCUCCAGGGGGCGCUGUUGUGUUAUUUGACCCCCAAAUUAGCUUAAACUCAAUGUAAAUUAGCCUAAUUUGGAAUUUUCUGAGUGUGCAUUCACUAAAUUUGACAGGAAUUCAUGUUAUCGUAGAGGUUAAAUAAUUACAGCAUCUUCUGAAAGACAUGAAAAAAGUAGAGGGAUGCAGAGGGAGAACCAUUGCUAACCACCUUGAAAUCAGUAAAAUAUAUGUCCCAAGAAAACCCAAAAUGGUCCACUAAGAAUAGCAAAGGAAGAAUUCUUAUGAUUAUUUCCAAAUGCACAUGCUAUAAAUGUCAAAUAUCGAUGUAUACCCUGAAUCCGACCUGAAAUGUACACCAGACAACAUACAUCUGUAAUGGUUAAAUUGUGAAGAUUUUAAUUGCUAUCAAGUAAUAGACCAAAUAUUAGGCAUAUUUUAUUACUAUUAACUAAUCACAUGCAUGUUUUCAUUGGUAAAUAACAACUGUCAGUGAUGUUCAUGAUGUUAACAGUGUGUAAAUAUUCUGAACUAAAGAGAUGAUCAUAUUUGCACACAGCAGCAGCAGAGAUGCAAAUUAAUUGCAAUCUAUUUAUGGUGUGAAUCAGACUGGCCUCCCCCAUUAGUGACCUGAGGACUUUACUUUCAACCUUUCCUCCUCCUACUUUAAAGUUACUGCAGCGUAGGUUCAGACCUCCCCAAUUACAGCCUGUAAUAUUGAAAAUAUGUCUGUUACCUGUUUUUCCUUUCAUGCCUUGUGACCGUUGUGUUUGAUAAACAGGGAGAGGCUUCUGGUUCAAAGGCUUCCGUCUCCACACGACACACCUGGUUGUAAUUUGAGAUCAUUAGGAUGAUCUGUGACUGAAGGCCUGAGCAGAGUUUAGCUGCUGCUUGCUGAUCAAAGAUAAAACUGAAGCAUUUGUCCCACUCAUUAUCCUCAAUGUUGUUUGCUAUAAGAAUAAAAUAAAUGUGAAGAAUUCUCAAAAAGCAGUCCAGCCUCCUCUCAUGGUUUCUUUUGCUGUUUAAGUCUUCAUCAGCUGACACCAAUUAAGGCUGAUUAAGCAGCACACCUGUCUCCACUUAUGUGUCUCCGGAGCCUAUAAAUGUGCUUCUUAAGCAGCUGGUCAGAUCUGUUUGAUGAAAGAAUCUACAAGUGGGAUAUUUGUAGCCCUGCAGUUUCUUCGUUUGGUCAGUAAAUCCACCUUCAGCCAUGGGGAGAGAGAAGACUCACGUCAACGUGGUGAUCAUCGGCCACGUCGACAGCGGCAAGUCCACUACCACCGGACACCUGGUCUACAAAUGUGGAGGCAUCGAUCAGAGGAGGCUGGAGAAGUUUGAGAAAGCUGCAGCUCAAGUGAGGAUGAAAUGGAGCUCUGUAAGGAAUGAGAAAAGAAAAUCUAAAUGUUUUAUUCUAAUGGAAUUUGCUUCACAGAUGGGGAAGACUUCCUUCAAAUUUGCCUGGGUGCUGGACAAGCUGAAAGCCGAACGUGAGCGAGGAAUAACUAUUGAUAUUUCGCUGCUGAAAUUCAGCACCCAGAAAUACAGCAUGACUAUAAUUGAUGCUCCGGGCCACCGUGACUUCAUUAAGAACAUGAUAACCGGGACAUCACAGGCUGAUGUUGCCCUGCUGGUCGUCUCUGCAGCUAAAGGAGAGUUCGAGGCCGGCGUUUCUAGAAGCGGUCAGACCAGAGAGCACGCCCUGCUGGCGUACACUCUGGGCGUGAAGCAAAUCAUAGUCUGUGUGAACAAGAUGGACCUGACCGAGUCGCCUUACAGCCAGAAACGCUUUGAGGAAGUGGUGCGAGGAGUGAGCGGGUUCCUCAGGAAGAUCGGCUACGACACCACAGCUGUACCCUUUGUUCCCAUUUCUGGCUGGACUGGGGAGAACAUGAUCACUGCAACCCAAAAGAUGCCGUGGUUCCAAGGAUGGAAAGUGAGACGAAGGGAAGGGACUGCAUGUGGGAGAACUCUACUGGAAGUCCUGGACUCCAUUCACCCGCCAAUACGUACAAUCAACAAGCCUCUAAGGUUGCCUCUGCAGGAUGUAUACAAAAUUGGAGGAGUUGGUACCGUUCCAGUGGGUAAAAUUGAAAGCGGCGUCCUCAAACCUGGCAUGACCCUGAUGUUCUCCCCCGCCAAGCUCACAGCAGAGGUCAAGUCCAUCGAGAUGCACCACCAGGGCCUGCAGACGGCUCUUCCAGGCCACAACGUCGGCUUCAACAUCAAGAACGUGGCUGUGAAGAACCUGCGGCGUGGAGAUGUGGCCGGCAACGCCCAGCAGGAUCCUCCCUCAGACGUCAGCAGCUUUGAGGCUCAGGUGAUCAUCCUCAACCAUCCAGGGAAGAUCAAAUCGGGCUACUCCCCGGUCCUGGACUGCCACACCGCCCACGUCACCUGUAGGUUUGCUGAGCUGAAGGAGAAGCUGGACCGUCGGACGGGUAAGAAGCUGGAGGACAAUCCUCAGAUCCUGAUGUCUGGAGAUGCUGCUACAGUCAAACUGGUUCCCAUCAAGCCCUUGUGUGUGGAGAGCUUCUUCACAUACCCUCCUUUAGGUCGCUUUGCAGCCAGAGACCUGAAGCAGACGGUCGCUGUGGGGGUCAUCAAGACGGUGGUUAAAGACCAAACAUCAAAACCUAAAGCCCAAGUGUAUAAAUAAGUUUUUCUUCUACCGGUGUUCUGGUAAUUCUGCCUCAGGUGAACAGUUUUAUUUGGUAAGAUGCAGUUUUUGUGUUGUGACACAAAGUAUUUAUGUUUUCAAAGUUUAUAGUAUUCCUGUGUUAAUAUGAAACCCAGAAGAAGCUGGAGAUUUGGAUGGUGAUUUUUGGUUAAAGUGCAGAAUAAAGUGAUGUGGAGAAUAAAUUUCUGUCUUUAAUGGAGUUAAAAAGGCUGAAAUGCUUUGACUAAGUUGCACCACUGCAAGUUAUGUUAAAGGUUUUGAAACUAGUCUUCAGUCUAACUCAAAUGGUUUGACAUGAAUCUGUUUGCUUUGUGGAAGAGUUAAAUGAGGCAGAAACUGCAAUAAAAGGAACUGAAGGGUUUAUUUUAGGGCAACUGGAUAUAUUUGUGAGCAAAUGAUCUUGUCAAGCACAAAAUGAGCUAAGUUGCACUUUCCACAUAACUUAUUUAAAAAAAACUUCUGUUAUUGCUUAAAUAAAGUAACACUCGAUGAAAAUGAAGUGUUUUGCCUGUUUCAAGAUUGAAAUGCUAAUUUUAAGAGUCAUUUCUGGUGGUCUGAAGUAAUCAAAUUCCUCUUGAACUGUACAUCUAAUGUCCAUAACACAUUUAACCCCAUGUUUAUUUGAAUUACAGUUGGUAUGGUAGGCUUUACUGGUACUCUGACAAAUCAAAACCCUUUCUUUAGCUGCAUUGUUUAGGCUAGUUUUGAGAAUUUCAUUUUUCUUCAUUGAUGGAUUAAUAUUUUUGUGUGUAGAUGAAUAGAAAUGGAAACUGUCAAGAUUGUGCAGCCCUUUACCUUCUAUGUACUGUGUGUAGUUUAGAAUUUUAGAAGUGGCAUGUUUGCAUGAAAAAUGUACAUGCUAUAAGGUUAAUUUAUUCCUGAGGCUGAUUAUUAUGACUAAGGCUAAAUAAGUUUCCAGAAAACUCCUCAAGCCUCUUUUACUCAUAUUUUUGCUUGAAAUUAAUACAUUUCAGUGAUCAAUGGAAUCUUUUCAUUUCCUUAUUUAACAAAGUCUGUAUCAGUGUUUUCAGAUUUGAAGGUGUUCCUAAACUGAGCAUAAAUCUGACAAACUAUCUGUAGUUUGAUCCAUAGCCCAUGCAUCAUGUUUUCAGUUUAUCAUUCUGCAUAUCUACAUGUAGAAUGUCUCAGAACUGUGGCCAUAAAAUAAAUGUGCAUUGGUUUAAAUCAAAGCCUUUUUUCUAGUAUUUAGGGAUAGAAAAUUGUCUGUUUGCUUAUAAGCUAUUUAUGUAC
Messenger RNA from Acanthochromis polyacanthus (spiny chromis), 4053 nucleotides. RefSeq names its product eukaryotic translation elongation factor 1 alpha 1, like 3 (gene eef1a1l3). Bases 1336 to 2781 code for a protein of 481 amino acids. Gene Ontology annotation, biological process: translational elongation; translation. Gene Ontology annotation, molecular function: GTPase activity; GTP binding; translation elongation factor activity. The transcript is spliced from 6 exons. The record is from RefSeq and is a predicted model, not a curated record. Lineage: Eukaryota; Metazoa; Chordata; Actinopteri; Pomacentridae.